This is a messenger RNA of Mytilus californianus (California mussel), 1158 nucleotides long. RefSeq names its product inactive pancreatic lipase-related protein 1-like. Gene Ontology annotation, molecular function: triacylglycerol lipase activity. Gene Ontology annotation, biological process: lipid metabolic process. Bases 1 to 1158 code for a protein of 385 amino acids. The transcript has 6 exons. NCBI's taxonomy places the organism in Eukaryota, Metazoa, Mollusca, Bivalvia, Mytilida, Mytilidae. The record is from RefSeq and is a predicted model, not a curated record.
AUGGCACUUCAAGAUGUUACUGGAAAGUCUAUACCAGCCAUUGAAGUUUUCAGUAAAUCCAUUAAGGCCUUGGCAGAUAAUUUGUUUAAACUUGGAGUAACGCGUGGUUUCAAGUUCAAGAUGGAUGAUAUUAAGUGGGUUCUUACUGUACCAGCAAUUUGGUCAGAUGCUGCAAAGGAAUUUAUGAAAGAAAGUGCUACCAAGGCAGGUAUUCCAGUCCAUCAACUGUAUUUAGCUCUUGAACCUGAGGCAGCCUCUAUAUAUGGUCAGUAUUUUACAUCAAAUGAAGUCGAGAAAAGUGCAGUUGGAAAAUUUAUUGCCAAAACAGGCACAAAAUUUAUGGUUGCUGACCUAGGCGGAGUAACUCAGAUAUUACUAGUAGGUGGAUUCUCAGAGUGCAUACUAGUUCAAGAUGCAGUCCGUCGGUCAUUUGAAGAUUCGCAUAACAUAAAAGUCAUUGUUCCUAAGGAUGCAGGAAUGUCUGUGUUAAAAGGAGCCGUAUUAUUUGCUAAGCAAGUAUGUUAUGGUCAUAUUGGAUGCUUCAGUAAUGCCGCCCCUUUCUGGAACACUUUUGGUACGCUCCCGCUCUCUCCAGAACACAUUGGAACCACAUUCCAUCUGUAUACACGAGCCAAUCCAACCAACGGUCAACUUCUGGAUCCAAAUGGAACUGGAUCAACUGUAAAAUCGACACACUUCAAUGGUGCACACAGAACAGUGUUUAUCAUACAUGGUUUCCAUGGAGAAGAAGAUAAUAAUUGGAUUAAACUUAUGACAAGUGCCCUUGUAAAAUAUUUUAAUGUAAAUGUGAUCGUUGUGGUUUGGACAAAAGGAGCUUAUGAUGAUUACAACCAAGCUGUAGCAAACACUCGUGUUGUUGGUGCUAUUACUGCUAACAUGGUCAAACUGUUACACAGUUCCGGUGGUCUGACAUUGAACCAUGUACAUUUAGUUGGCCACAGUUUAGGUGCCCAUAUUGCAGGUUAUGUUGGUGAGAAAAUUCCAGGCAUAGGUAGAAUAACAGGUCUAGACCCUGCUGGUCCAGAAUUUAAUCGGGCGGAUCAUAAUGUAAGGUUGGACUCUUCAGAUGCCACAUUUGUCGAUGUCAUUCAUUCAGACGCAAGUAAAUAUGAUAUUCAAUAUAACAGUUUCAAUUGA